UUGGUUUUUAAAGAAUUUAAUUCCAAAUUAGAGUGGAAAAUAAGUAUUUGGUCACCUACAAACAAGCAAGAUUUCUGGCUGUCAAAGAGGUCUAACUUCUUUUAACGAGGCUCCACUCGUUACCUGUAUUAAUGGCACCUGUUUUAAGUCAUUAUCAGUAUAAAAGACACCUGUCCACAACUUCAGUCAGUCACACUCCAAACUCCACUAUGGCCGAGACAAAAUUGUAGACCUGCACCAGGCUGGGAAGACUGAAUCUGUCAUAGGUAAAACGCUUGGUGUAAAGAAAUCAACUGUGGGAGCAAUUAUUAGAAAACGGAAGACAUACAAGACCACUGAAAAUCUCCCUCGAUCUGGGGCUCCAUGCAAGCUCUCACCCGGUGGUGUCAAAAUGAUAACAAGAACUGUGAGCAAAAAUACCAGAACCAUACGGGGGGAUCUAGUGAAUGACCUACAGACAGCUGGGACCACAGUAACAAAGCCUACUAUCAGUAACACAAUGCGCCGCCAGGGACUCAAAUCCUGCACUGCCAGACGUGUCCCCCUGCAGAAGAAAGUACAUGUCCAGGCCCGUCUGCGGUUCGCUAGAGAGCAUUUGGAUGAUCCAGAAGAGGACUAGGGAGAAUGUGUUAUGGUCAGAUGAAACCAAAAUAGAACUUUUUGGUAGAAACACAGGUUUUCGUGUGUGGAGGAGAAAGAAUACUGAAUUGCAUCUGAGGAACACCAUAUCCACUGUGAAGCAUUGGGGUGGAAACAUCAUGCUUUAGUGCGGUUUUUCUGCAAAGGAACCAGGAAGGCUGAUCUGUGUAAAGGAAAGAAUGAAUGGGGCCAUGUAUCGAGAGAUUUUGAGUGAAAAUCUCCUUCCGUCAGCAAGGGCAUUGAAGAUGAGACGUGGCUGGGUCUUUCAGCAUGACAAUGAUCCCAAACACACAGCCAGGACAACAAAGGAGAGGCUUCGUAAGAAGCAUUUCAAAGUCCUGGAGUGGCCUAGCCAGUCUCCAGAUCUCAACCCCAUAGAAAAUCUGUGGGAGUUGAAAGUCCGUGUUGCCCAACGACAGCCCCAAAACAUCACUGCUCUAGAGGAGAUCUGCAUGGAGGAAUGGGCCAAAAUACCAGCUACAGUGUGUGAAAAGCUUGUGAAGAGUUACAGAAAACGUUUGGCCUCCGUUAUUGCCAACAAAGUGUACAUAACAAAGUAUUGAGAUGAACUUUUGGUAUUGAUCAAAUUCUUUAAAAAUCAAACUGUGAUUUUCUGGGGUUUUUCCACGUUCUGUCUCUCAUGGUUGAGGUUUACCCAUGUUGACAAUUACAGGCCUCUCUAAUAUUUUCAAGUGGGAGAGCUUGCACAAUUAGUGGUUGACCAAAUACUUGUUUGCCGCACUGUAUGUGUUUUCUGCUGUUAAUGUUAAACUGUGAGAAAUGUAGUGAACCAAGGUUUACCCCUUUCUCCCCAAUUUUCAUUUUUAUUUUAUUUAUGUGGUCUUAAAGCGCCCCAAAGGAGCUUUCAUUUUUUUUGUUGAGUUUGGCUGUGCAUGUGGACAAAAGCAGUAAUGUUUUACCUGAAGGAAGACUCCAUUUUUAUCUAUUUUUAUUCCCUGACUAAGAAGUUUUUUUCAGUUAUAUUUAAUUUUUUAAUUUAGACAAUGUUGAGUGGUCUUAAAUGUUUAUUUUUUGCAUUCAUGGAUAGUUUAGACUAGAGAUUAUUAAGUUUGUAUUUGUUAUGUAUUUUAAUACAAUUUAAGUUACAGUAUGUUCAAAUAUUGCAAUUUAAAUUGAUAAUAAAAUUCAGACAUUUAUUCUGGAAGUUUUCAAAAAUGUUUCUUUAGUAGUUUUUGAAAACAAAGGUUUGAAUCAAACGGUUUAUCACCUGAACCAAUGCAUAUGAAAGUUAGUAUAAGUCAAGUCAUAUUUAUUUUGCAUUGAUCAUUUAGCCUAUCAAUUAAUUAGGUUCAUAUUUGUGAGAAAUGUAGCCUUGAUGCCCGUUCACAAUUAGAAAUUGACCCAAAAUUAACUUACAUGCAGGUUAUGCUGUUAUAUAAUUAGAAAUUAACCCAAAAUCAACUGCUACAACCAUUAGAAGUAUUAUUGGUACUAUGACUACUCUUACAAUAGAAUAGCACAAGCAUUUAUAUUCCUAGUAAAAUAAAUAACUACAAAAAAAAAAAAAAAAAAAAAUGCAUAUCAAGUUACGAUACCAAUAUGAGUAUUAGUGGAACUGCUACUACAGCUAUAGUAUACUGCAACUGACAUUUACAAUUUGAACUAUAGGAAAUAAAUUAAUAAUCAUAAUAUUCCAUCUAAGAAUGCAACUCAAUAAUCCUACAUUUCACUAUUUCUUCUACUAUCACUACGACCAUAAUAAUAUGAGGCUACAAGGCCAAUUACUCCAAUUGUACAAGGUAAUAAUAUUAGAGUGAUGCAAUUAGUAGUAUGAAUGUGUUUUGCGUGUAAAAAGCUCCAAGGUGGUCAUCAGGUUGAAAGUGUUUGACAAGUUGGCUGAACUUUGCUGUUAUUAGACAGCAAUCAGCCUAUUAACGCCUCAUCCGCAGACGUACACACACGACACAUGCAAUAUAGUGUGUAGUUCUAAAGGGUCAGGUUCAAUCAGGGAAUGGGCAAAAUAUCGUUUGUGACAGUCGGACCAAUCUGGGCGACUAAUUACCCAAAUGGACAGGAGCUGUCAGGAGACAAUAACUAUCCCCCCUAAUACAAUUUGCCCCCCAAGUGCAAUUUCAUUUUCUCCAGCUCGGAGGCUCGCCUGCCUGCCUGCUUGCCUUUCUCCCUCUCUCCGUUUCGGUUCUGCUCCUUCUUGCGUCUCUCCCGACUUCCAAGCUCCGCCGCGACCGACCGAGGAUGCUGCCGCAAGCAAGCCGGCCGAGGCGCUCUUUUCCCGGCUGGGAUACGCGGAAGUGGAGGCCCGACGCGGCCGGCCCCGGGGUUCCCAUGAGGGCCACCCCCACUGCAGUGAGCUAUUUCUGGGCUCCGUCAGUUUGCUGUCCGCCUCCUCCUCCUCGCUUGAAUGCUCAAAGGAGGAUGUUGGAGGAAGGCGGGGCGAAUUCAGAGGCGCGUUCUCAUUGGCUGUCCCUCAUCCUGCGCCUGGAUGACGUCACUCCCACCGCCCCUGCAGGACUCGGCAGCUCGUCUUGAUCUCGGCCCGGCCCAGCACAAGCGCGGACGCCAGCAUCCUACAGCAACAGCAGCCCUCGUUGGAACUACGCGCGAGAGAGGCUCGCAUCACCAGCACAACUAUUUUGUUUCCUUUUUUCACCCCCCUCUUUUUUUUUUUUUUUUUUUUUUUUUUGGUGGAGAGGGGGGCCCACAAGUGUUGCGGGUGUAUGUGCGCUCGCGUGCCGGAUCACGAUGAUGCAAAGUGCGGCGGUCCUUCCCACAGAGAGUCCCGUUAAGAGUUUACCGGACAUCCUGGGAGUGCCACUGCAGCAAAUCCCUCAGUGUGCGGGUUGCAGUCAGCACAUAGUGGACAAGUUCAUCCUGAAGGUCCUGGACAGACACUGGCACUCCAAGUGUCUCAAGUGCGCCGACUGCCACUCGCCACUGGCUGACAAGUGCUUUUCCAGGGCCGGCAGCGUCUACUGCAAGGAGGAUUUCUUCAAGCGCUUCGGAACAAAAUGCGCGUCAUGCCAACAGGGGAUCCCUCCCACGCAGGUGGUGAGGAAGGCGCAGGACUUUGUGUAUCACCUGCACUGCUUUGCCUGCAUCAUGUGCAGCAGGCAGCUGGCCACCGGGGAUGAGUUCUACCUCAUGGAGGAUGGCAGGCUGGUGUGCAAGGUGGACUAUGAGACGGCCAAGCAGAACGAUGAUUCUGAGGCAGGGACCAAGCGACCGAGGACCACCAUCACGGCCAAGCAGUUGGAGACCCUCAAAAGUGCCUACAAGAAUUCCCCUAAGCCAGCACGACAUGUCAGAGAGCAACUUUCCUCCGAGACGGGCCUUGACAUGAGAGUCGUGCAGGUUUGGUUCCAGAACCGCCGAGCGAAGGAAAAGCGUUUAAAAAAAGAUGCGGGUCGCCAUCGCUGGACUCAGUUUUACAAAAGUGUUAAACGCAGCCGAGGAGGAUCCAAAGUGGAGAAAGAGAGCUCAGCGGAUGACGCGGGAAUAAGUGACAGCGAGUUGAGCUUUCGAGAUGACCAGGUUCUCUCUGACCUUGGCCAUGCCAACGGUUUGUAUGGUAGCGUUAGCGACAUGACGAGUGGCGCGGCGCUAAACGGCAGUUUUUCGGUGGACGCGGCUGCCCAAGCGUACCACGACAUCCGCGCCGGUAGCCCCUACGGCCUCCCGCAGUCGCCCUCCUCCAUCACCUCCCUCCCCGGCCACACCCCGCUCCUCAACAACCUGGCAUUCACCAUGGACGCUCUGGGGGUGCCGGGCGGGCCGGGCGGCGUGGGCCAGGCUCUGAGGGCUAUGGCGGGCGGGCCUACCUCAGAUCUCUCCACAGGCAGCAGCACGGGGUACCCUGACUUCCCCACCAGCCCUGCGUCCUGGCUGGACGAGAUGGACCAAUCCCAAUUCUGAGGCCCAACCGAGCAGCGGACAUUUUGUUUCUCGCACAUUGGUCACCGUGGAAACUGUUUCAGCAUUUAUUCAAGAUCCUUGGCAGCCACUCUUGGUCCACACGAGUAAGACGCAUCUAAUUAAAGAAUUAAACGUUACUCGUAAACAAUUAUGCUGCAUUAGUAACACUGCUAGGUUCUUCCGUUGCUUUGUUAUCAUUGAUAUCAUUACAGGACAACCACGUGUUACUAUUGUAGAAAGGCAAAUUUGCGCUUUAGUUGACACUUUGUACUACAAGUACUACUGUUGAUAUAUAAUUGUACUAGUUACUGCAACUCAUUCUCUGUCAGUUGAUUUUAGAGCAGCCGAUGUGCCGCCAUGUGUGAGCCAUUUCAUGGAAGCCAGACAAUUGGGUGAAAAAUUGAGUUUCUCCUAUUUCCAACAAAUAGGAAGUCUAUUGCUGUCAAUCGCAACCAAUGACUUCAAGUGGCUAUCAAGGAUAUGGAAUAAAGACUCAAACAGCUUUCCAUAUCCAACUCUACACUGCAACAUCAAAACUCUCUCAUUGUGAAGAAACCGCAACAUCAAGGCUCAGUGGAGAGCGUCAAUUGAGAGGCCGCCCCGCAUGCUUCAGGUGGACCGUCCGGACGGAGCCUUUUCUAUGCACUUUACUCUCCUCGCCACUACCUGCACAUGAAGAAAAGCAGAUUCGGAGAGGCGAAGGGUACGCACAAGGCCGAAACAAGUGUCACAUCGAGGGAGUAUUUUACAAGCGCCGUGGCACAAGUGUUUCUUUUCAAAAACCCACGUGGACGUUUUUUUCUACAGGGGGGAGCUCGACGUGGGAUGUUUUCACACUUGUGUAUCUGUGGGUGCUUGAAUUGUUCUCGUCUGCGUAACGCCGUCUUGACAUGAAACAGUAUAAUGAUGGGGAAUUUGAAAAUGACCAGAAAAGAUGUAUUUAAUUUAUUUAAAGAUACAACAAUUUUUUUUUUUACAAAUCCAAAACGUUCAUACGGUCUGAUGUAUUUAGCAGAGUUAUUGUUGAAAAUGAAUGAUUAAUAAUUGAGUCAGUGUUAUUAUUAUUUUUAAACAUUUUCCUUACAUUACAGUGUUACAUUUGCUAUAGUCAGAGUGUGCGGAGGUACAGUGGAUAUAAAAAGUCUACACACCCCUGUUAAAAUGCCAGGUUUUGCUGAUCUAUGUUAAAAAAAAUACAACUUAACUAAAUAUGCACCUUUUUUUUCAAUUAGGUGUACAAAUUAGAGGAAUUAAAAAGAAAAAAUACUGGCUUUAAAUAAGAUUGUGCAGAUUGUUUAUUAGGGGUGUAAAUGACCAAUUUCAUGACGAUAACAUACGAUAAUGAUUCUUUUAACAAUAUUUGCCGACAUCUCAGUCACAAUUUGAUUAGAUUCAAUGCCCGCUGAUUUAUUUGAUAAAAUACAAUUUUUGCAUUUAAAGGGAACCUCGGACUUAAAGACUUGUAGGCUCUAAUAAGGCAAAAUUGUUCUCUUACUAAAAUAUGUUAUUAUAAAUACAUACAAUAUUUCCAUUGAUUUAAAAAUCUAUAAUGUUUAGUACAUGUUUUGACCUACAGAGGGCGCCAUGUUUUAUGGACGCUCGGGGUAAUGAUGCACAUUGUCACUGUCACUUGACGAAUACUACCAGGUUACUCCAAUUCCUUCUAUGCGGCGAGACUUCCAACACAUGCGCUCAUCGGUUAAAAGCGGCUAGUACUUACUAUUUGCGUUUUUAUUGAGUGUUUUAUUACCUUUUCAUUGCCUCGGAAUACUUUUUGCGUGUGUUUCCCUCUCAUACUUUUAAGCAUUUUGUUUUCUUGAGGUAGCGUUAAAGCAGUUUGUUGAUCUGUUGACCACAUUAGCAUAUUUAAACCAUCCUUAUUUGAUAUUGCUAUGUUUAAGUAUUUUCUUAAGGCAUCUUUAGUACGUUCUGUCUGUACGUAUCUAACAAAACAAGCUGAAAGCGCACGUUAGUACUUUGGGUGUCAAAUUUGCCUCUUGUAGACAUUUCGCCGGUGUAGCACAUAUUGGCGGAACACCGCUUUUAUUUCCCUACUCUCGUCUCAUCCCGUCUUUCCUAUUCAUUUUGCUUUUCCCGCUCGUUUUGUGAAAUAUCAACAGUGCUGUCAUGCUCCUUAAUGUUCCUCUCGGGUUUGAAAGAACUGAACAGAUGACAUGUUUAUGUCGCUAGAGUCAUACUCCGGAAUCUCUGCAUCGUAACCAUGUGAUGUUACCGCCCUGUGACAUCGACAACAAAGGCGACCUAAUAGUUAAGUAAAAGCGAAAACAUCAAGAGGGGUUUCAAUAUCAAAUUACUUUAACUCAUAAUAACCUUUAUCUUUUCACAACUACAAGUCUUUCUAUCCAUGGAUCCCUUUAACACAGCAAGUUACAUUUCAUCUAAAUCAAUAACAAAUACAAAGAAAUUUUGCCAUUUUUAACAGUUUUAUAGUUGCAACAUUUCCGAUAUUUGAAUGAAAAACAUUCUUUUUCACAAACGGCAUAUCUACAAUAUGACAAGAUUGACUGAUUUUUGGGGGUUUUGAUCAAUUUGAUUGGACUGUUGUUUACCCAAUUGAUCCCGAAGGACGUGUUGUUAUUAGAGGUGUAUAUCACUAAUUUUAUGACUUAAUGUUUGCCAGUAUUACAGUCUGCCACGAUUUGAUUCAAUUUGAUCCUGGGGCCUUUACAUUGAGUUCCAUUCCACUUGAAGCAAUGAAAAAAUACCAACAAAUUUUGUUCUUUUUGACAAUUUUGUUGCUGAAACAAAUCACACAUUUGACUGAAAAUUAUUCUUUAUCACAAAACAACAUAUCUAAUUUAUAUUAAUCGAUGUUUAGCAUUUUAAGAAAGUGAUACAGUGAUCCCUCGCUACUUUGUGCUUCAAACUUCACGCCCUCAGUCCAGCACAGACCCCCCCC
Molecule: messenger RNA, 7450 nt
Organism: Corythoichthys intestinalis (scribbled pipefish)
Lineage: Eukaryota; Metazoa; Chordata; Actinopteri; Syngnathiformes; Syngnathidae
Gene: lhx4
Product: LIM homeobox 4
Exons: 7
Coding region: 3361-4530 (389 amino acids)
Biological process (GO): regulation of transcription by RNA polymerase II; neuron differentiation
Cellular component (GO): nucleus
Molecular function (GO): DNA-binding transcription factor activity, RNA polymerase II-specific; RNA polymerase II transcription regulatory region sequence-specific DNA binding; zinc ion binding
Source: RefSeq, a predicted model, not a curated record